CAUGUGACUGUGACGACAAUUUGUUGAUAUUUCACAGUCCGAGCAGACUUGUUAGUAAACUAAACCGGAAGGGGUAACACAAGCAUGGCGGCCUAUGGAAGGUUAUGUGAUAUUUGCGAAGCCAGAGAAAUAACAGUAUUUGCCACUGACUGGUGUCCAGAAUGUGAACAAAGUCUCUGUGAAUCAUGCAAAUCUCACCAUUCCGCUGCCAAACUUAGUAAAACUCAUGAAACUAUUCCUGUCGAAUCUUUUGAUAAAUUACCUCCUGCUGUAAAAGACAUAAAGAAUGACUGUCCUGAUCAUGAAGCAAGAUUUGAAUAUUAUUGUAGUCAGCAUGAAUUACCCUGCUGUGUUGAAUGCAUGAAAACAACCCAUUUAGAAUGCCGACAUUUAUCUCCAAUGCAUAAAGUUGUUGAACAUUUCAAAACCUCAAAUUCGCUUUCCGACUUUCAUCAAACAUUAUCAGAUUUGCUCAACAACUUAAAUUCUUUAAUAAAAGGCCGAUUUGAUAAUAUAUCGCUUCUUGCCGACGAGAAGGAAAAAUGUUUGAAAGAAAUCGCAGAUACCAAACGGAACGUCAUUGCUCAUCUUGAUAAACUUGAAAUAAAACUUAAAACCGAAAUAGAAGUUUUACACGAAGAACAUUUGCAGGCAAUUGACGAAACGAUAAAAAAGUUCGAAGUAUUAAAAACAAAUGUUGCAAAAGUGCAAGAAGAAGCGGAUAUUAUUAAACAGUAUGCAUCAGAUUUCCAAUUGUUCAUAGCAUUUAGAGAAUUCGAGAGCACAGUGAAGAGUUUAGAAAAAGAUGUACAAUCUUUGAUUGAAAGAGAUUCAGCAAGGCAAAUUUCAAUAUCGUUUUCUACCAAAGUCGAGCUUGCGAUCGAAACGUUGUUGCCCUCCCUUGGUAAUGUAAAUGUGAUCACAAAAGAAUCGGAUAUUAAACUGAUCAACCACAGGGGGAAACAAGCACAACUUCUGGCAAUUGUAACGCCUUGUAUUGACAAAAUACAACUUAAACCUGUGUUUGAAAGUGUACAGUUUCAAAGUGGAGAGGAUAGCAAGCUUACUAUAUGGGAUAAUUGCUUUCUAUCACCUGGACGACUUGCUAUUUCGGAUGAAUUGAACAAACGCUUAAUUAUUUUCAAAGAUAACGGUGACCAUGAAAGGGAUGUACAAUUAUCAUUCAAGCCAAAUUAUAUUGCAUUUAUUACAGGUAACGAAAUUGCAGUGGACGAUAGCAAUUGUAAGAUCCAUAUAAUAAACAUGACAAAUUCUGCAGUUGAUCGAUCCUUUGUAGUGAAAGGCAAGGCAAUAAAUGCUUUCUCGUUUAGGAAAAGCCAAUUCCUUAUAACAGUUUUUCAUAUUGGAUUUUAUAUAACCGAUAUUGAAGGGAACAUCCUGAGUAAAACACCUUAUACAGACACCAAUAUUUUAUUUGCAGUGUUACUGAAUGAAAAAAUAUAUUUUUCACAACAUUCAAAAGAUCGGAUCGUUUGUUGCGAUUUGAAAGGGAAUGAAAUUUAUGAAUUUAAAGACAAGAAAUUAAAAACACCGUUGGGUGUAGCAUGUAAUGACAAAAACAUUUUGUUUAUCACAGGAUUUCAAUCAAAUAAUAUAUAUGCACUAUCGAGUACUGGAAAUGAAUUUAAAGAAUUGUACUGCAACAGUAAUCUAUCUCGUGCUAGGGCAAUCAGUUAUGAUUCUAGUAAGCAGCAACUGUUGGUAUCGACUGAAAAUGGCAAAGUAUCUUUAUUUGACGUCAGUUAUUAGACAGUAGUAAUUGCAAUUAGUCGUGUUAUAUUGUAAUUUCAUGUAACACCUGGAACCUGAUUAUUCUUCCUAAUGAAAUGAAUAUAUUUUAGUGAAAA
Mytilus californianus (California mussel) is the source of this 1868-nucleotide messenger RNA. RefSeq lists its product as uncharacterized. The transcript has 2 exons. Gene Ontology annotation, molecular function: zinc ion binding. The record is from RefSeq and is a predicted model, not a curated record. Lineage: Eukaryota; Metazoa; Mollusca; Bivalvia; Mytilida; Mytilidae. The coding region runs from base 85 to 1770 and encodes 561 amino acids.